UGAAAUCAAUAAAAAUAUAUUUUUUUUAAAAAAAGACAUUUGACUUCUGAAAUGAACCAUCGGCCCUGGUCUUUGUCCAAGUCUUCUGACUGGGGUCUUAGCUGUAAAGACAGGGCCUAAGGCAGUGUGGGUACCACCCCAGCUCUUCCCUCCAUCACUGUGGGCUCUGUGUGUGGCCCUGCCUCUUUGGUCUGGGAGGCCCCACUGGCCCCUCUACUUCUGUCAUCCUGCAUGUGUGUGAGUCCCUCCUGAUUUUGGAAGUGGUUUAUUUGGUUCUAAUUAGGCAGAAAACUAGGCAACGUGACCAACAGGUUUGUCAAGAGGAGAUUGAUGGGUUUCUGAGGAACCUAAAGACUGAGUAGUCAGACUUCCUGAGCUGAGGCCCAGAGGCAGUGAGGGACUCACCCAAGGUCUCACAGUCAGUUAGCAGCACCAGGAGACCAAGGGAACAAGACCUCAGGAGGCAGUUCUGUCUGUGCAACCCACCCACUUCAUGAGUUGCUGGGAUGGGAAAGUUGGGCAUGUGAAGAUCACCUGUGGAAUGUGCUCUGCUCAGUAGAACUCUGACGUGGCCCCCUUGGUGCAGGAGCUGGGCACACAGGGUGCCCAUUCACAAUGAUGAGGUGCUGUUCCUGGCACACAGCAGGCUCAGGCCUUCUGGGCUGCUCAUUUGGUGCAAUUUAUGGGAAAGCCAGCUCUUGCUGACAUGGCAAAUUUGGUUUGCUCUUGGCCCCCUGCCCUGCCCAUUUUAGUGUGCCCCUGGCCUCCAUGGAAAUAUGUCCAGGACUUGCCAACUAGCAGCAGAGCCCAGCUGCUCAGUCCUGGCCAUGGAGGGGCCCAGAGGGUGGCAGACCCCUAAGAGGGAGGCUGCUCUGCCUCAGAACUGUGAUAGCAGAGCCAGGGCCCCUGCUUCUCAUCAUACCAGCUUGCCUGAGACUCCAACUCCUCUCUUGAGGCCCAAGAGGCUGGCUGUAGCAGAUCAGGGCUGUGACUAAACCCAUGACGCAGGCCUUCCAUCUCCCUGCAGCUCUGGGCCAGUCCCAACCUGGAGAACUGGUUUCUUCACUCCCAGGCCUUCCGGGAGCAAAGAGCCUUCACGGUGCUAAAGGCAUCAGAGGCUACCACAGCCCACCCCUCACUGGCCACAGGAGGGCAACACCUGGCUGAAGGGCAGAGAGGAAGCAAGGAGGGAGAUCAGGGCUAGAAGACAGAGAGAGGAAGAGAAAGCAGAGCACAGGACGUCCCCUGCUUCCCAAACACAGCAGCAAGCCCUUACCAGACCCCCACCCUUGCCUGGUCCCCAAGGGGCCACUAAGAGUUGGCAGUGGGGCCCUGGGCUUUCCUCACUGGAGAUGGAGCCAACUCUUGCACACCGCCAGGCCAUGCUUUUACUGGUUGAGGACCACCCACAGUCCCCUCUCUCAAUGAGGACAGAUUGAGAGUUACUGCUCCUGUUCAACUGGCCUGAGGUCUUUGAUGUGCCAGGUAGUACCAGGCACUUGAAAGACAUUCAUGUAUUCUGUCCUCCUAGCAGUCAUGAAGGAUAAACUUUUUAAACUCCCAUUUUACAAAUAAGAACACUGAGGCAGCCCUAAGAGGUUAACUGACCAGUCCAAGGUCUGUCAGACAGUUACUGAGUACUGAGAGAGAUGGUCCAACUUCAAAACAGCUGUUUCCCCCAGUCCCUGCCCUUCCCCGGGUCCCUCCUUCUGAGUCCACUGGUGCUGACCUCCAGAGAGCCUGCUGUUUGUGUGGCAUUGUGAAGGCUCCCUCACUGCCACUCUCUCCCUCAUACUUUCUAUAGCCUGGAUUCUGGCCAUCAGAGCUAAGAGAGCUUGUAGUGUUCCCUCAUCAGCCAUCUCUCAAAGAGACAGCCCCUGGCAGCCUAUGCCUUGUUCUCCAGGUGAGUGACCCUGGACAGAUGUGUGGGUGUUCCACCUGGUGGUGGCAGAUCCAGGAAGUGCUCACUCUCUGGCCUCUACCUGCCACCCAGGACUCCACCAGCUCUUGCUUCCCAAUGCCCAAAGGACAGUCUGGAUAGUCUUGGGGUGCGAGGGACCACUGGUGACCCGAAAGCUAUUAUAAAUGCAUGAAGUGAUAGUCAUGUGCUUGCCUUUACCCCAGGGGCCCUGUUGAAUCAACUGAGAAGUGACCUGCAGAGCAGACACCAUGAGCAUCUCGGCUCUCGGAAGCAGCACCAAAGGGAAGCCUCUCUCAGCAGGCGAGGAGGAACGCAGUAACGUCCUCAGGCAGAUGAAGGUGCGAACCACUCUGAAGGGGGACAAGAGCUGGAUCACCAAACAGGAUGAAUCGGAGGGCCACACCCUAGAGCUGCCCUCUGGUCGGAGUCGUGCCACAUCUUUUUCAUCACCUGGGGAGAUCCCAAAGGCCAGACCUACAAGCACAAGGGCUUCCACUGGCUAUAUCAUCCGGGGAGUGUUCACCAAGCCCAUAGACAGUUCGUCCCAGCCUCAGCAGCACUUUCAUAAGGCCAACGGAGCUCCAAAAAGCAUGGCCAGUCUGGUGAGAGAAGCUCCCACUGGGCCUCUCCAUCCCUCCUCCUCUGGAUACAAGAUGACCACUGAGGACUACAAGAAGCUGGCACCCUACAACAUCAGGCGCAGCUCAGCCUCAGGGGAUGCUGGAGAGGAGGAUGUGCCCUUCUCUUCUGAUGAGCAGAAACGGAGGUCAGAAGCUGCAAGCAGUGUGGUGAGGAAGACAGCUCCCCGGGAGCGCUCCUACGUCCUGUCAGCGGCCAAGAAGAGUACCAGCCCUGUCCAGGAGAUGCAGGCCCCAUUCAUUGCAAAGAGGGUGGAAGUGGUGGAUGAGGACUGGCCUUCUGAGAAGAGGCAGGACCCACCUGCUCUGGCAAAAUCCCCUCCUGGCUCCAGCAGUGUGGACAGAGGCCGAGCCAAAGUGUCUCGUGCAAUUUGGAUUGAGCGCAUGCCGAGUCUGCUGAGCCCUGCCAGGAGCUUGGAGCCCAGCACAAGAGGUGAAGAGAUUGUCCGCCUACAGAUCAUGACGCCGGGGGCAGGACUCUGCCUGAUGGCCCCAGACCUGGAAGGAAUGAGGUCUUCCCUGGACUUCAAGGACAAGGGAACCUUCAGCUCCAGAGAGCCCAAGAGAGACUUGGCUGGUGAGGAGGCCCUUAAGGGCCCCAAUCCAGACUCUGAAAGCAGGUCAAGUGUACAGUCAAGGGAUAGCAACAUGGGAUCCAGAGCCAUAGGCUCCCCACCUGAAGUCUUGGCUGGAGCAGACAUCAGCUCUGGGAGAGAAGGGGUAUACUUAGCUGCUGGCUUCACCCCUCUCUUGGAUGAUGAGGAUGUGCAUGGUGCCCACUCUCAUCCUCACAAACGUGGACCAGCGGCCACCAGCUCUGGUGCCACUUUGGCUUCUGCUGUACCAGCUGACAGGAAAAGCAAUAGCCCAGCAGACAUGGAGGAGGCAAACUUGAAGAGCUCCUUGGCUGAUUUUGAGGAGAAGAAUGUGGUCACCAACCUGGGAGAGACCUGGCAGGAGAAGCCUGGAGCCCCAAAAGGUGGCCAGGGAGACCCAGCUGCACCCACACAGCAGCCCGAAGACCCCAGCACUCCAGAGCAUCAGAGCAGUCCCAGAAGACCCCAGCAGCUCAUGGAUUUGGAGAGCCAGGCCAGCAGCUCUUUGGCUGGUUUUGAGAAGAAUGUGGUCACCAACCUGGGAGAGACCUGGCAGGAGCAGCCUGAAGCCCCGAGAGGUGGCCAGGGAGACUCAGCUGCACCUACACAACAGCUUGAAGAGUUUAGCACUCCAGAGCAUCAGAGCAGCCCCAGAAGACCCCAGCAGUUCAUGGAUUUGGAGAGCCAGGCCAGCAGGAUGAGAAACCCCUCAAGCUGUAUGGUCACUGUCACAGUCACUGCUGCCUCCGAGCAGCCUUACAUUUACAUCCCAGCCUCCCCAAGUGAAUUGGACUCCAGCUCAACCAGCAAAGGGAUUCUCUUCAUGAAGGAGUACAUGAAUGCUAGUGAGGUAUCUUCUGGGAAGCUGGUGUCUUCACACCAGAGCAGCGUCAGCAGCACUGAGGACUCUUUCAACAUAGAGAAGAAACCCCCAUAUGACAGCAUGCCAUACUCUGAGAGAACAACUGGAGGAAUCUGUACUUACUGCAACAGAGAGAUCCGAGACUGUCCGAAGAUUACCCUCGAACAUCUUGGCAUCUGCUGCCAUGAUUAUUGCUUUAAGUGUGGGAUUUGCAAUAAACCAAUGGGUGAGCUCCUGGAUCAGAUCUUCAUUCACCGUGAUAUCAUCCACUGUGGGAAAUGCUAUGAGAAGCUCUUCUAGCUCCCUCAGGCUGAGAAGAAGCUAAGGACUCCUGGACAAGUUUGGUCGUCCCCAGUUGUCCCAAGUUGCUGGCUCC
Miniopterus natalensis is the source of this 4393-nucleotide messenger RNA. NCBI's taxonomy places the organism in Eukaryota, Metazoa, Chordata, Mammalia, Chiroptera, Miniopteridae. The record is from RefSeq and is a predicted model, not a curated record.